Molecule: messenger RNA, 3203 nt
Organism: Oxyura jamaicensis (ruddy duck)
Lineage: Eukaryota; Metazoa; Chordata; Aves; Anseriformes; Anatidae
Gene: WDPCP
Product: WD repeat containing planar cell polarity effector
Exons: 20
Coding region: 290-2527 (745 amino acids)
Biological process (GO): nervous system development; establishment of protein localization; cilium organization
Cellular component (GO): axonemal basal plate
Molecular function (GO): protein binding
Source: RefSeq, a predicted model, not a curated record
GGAGGGGUUGUGUCGCGAGGUAUGCCGGGAAAUCCCCGCCCUGGAAGGAGGGGGGACGCGGUCACCGCGCGUGCGCAGGCGGCGGGGCUUCGGGGGUUGCUAGGCUUCCUGUGGCUUGGCCGAGACUUUAGCUGAACCUCUGGCAGCUUCUGACGUACAGAAAACCGUGGUGUCAGAGUUGGAAAGACGGCUGUGUUCUUUAUAUUUUGGAUCGGAAUUUCUUUUUCUUCAUUGUCAUCUAUAGACAUUAUUGAAUUAUUUUGGUGCUAAGGCUCCCAUCUGCCAUCAGAUGACUUUCUGCCUGACUGAGAUGCACCUGUGGUCUUUGAAGACUACCUUACAUAUCAGAGAUGAAGAUAUUGGGAUUCACCAGUACUAUGACAAGAAAGAACCAGCAUCACAGAUGAAGCAUGGUUACUUAGAAGACAAGCAAAAGCUAGCAGAAUCUCGAGAUUAUCCUUGGAUACUUAAAAACAAACGACCAGAAAAACUGCGAGAUACACUCAAGGAGGUAGAGGACUUAAUGCAAAACAGUCAAUGUGUGCUGAGCAAAUGGAAGAACAAACGUAUCUGUCAGCUCCUCUUUCAUUCAGGAAUAUUGGUGUCCCUAAGCCUUUCUGGGCCACAGCUGGAGAAAGUGGUGAUUGACAGGACCCUGGUGGGGAAGCUCAUCUCCGACACCAUCAGUGAUGCUGUUCUUACAGACAAUUUCAUCAUCUUGUCAUUCGAGGACCAUAACCAACUCUGCUUCAUUCAGUUUACAAAGAAGAUGGGUUCUCCUGAUGUAAACAGAAGGCUGGAAAAACUCUCUUGUUUGGAUUUUAAGAUUUCUUAUAUUGAUAUACCUGGACCAGAAGGUAGAAGGAUGAAACGUCACCUGGCAAUAAACUAUAUGCAAGACAUGGUCAUUUGCUGGUGGUCAGCAGCUAGUGAUGGAGCAUGGCCUUGGUCUCCUAUUUCCUCUGAGAGGGACAGAGCCAACCUAUUGCUAUUAGGCUGUGCAAAUGGCAAACUGGAGGUUCAGAGUUACGUCCGUACGGAAUGGGAUCCACUCGAUGCUAGCUUCAGCACCAAGGAGCCUUAUCGGGUUCACAUAGUCGAGCACUCCAUCUCUGCAGACAAAGAGCCAAUGGCAGACAGCUGCGUCUACGAUUGUGUUAGGAACAAAAUUCAGUGUGUGGCAGUCACCAGAAUACCACUGCCAUCAAAGGCCAUCAGCUGCUGCAGAAAUGUUACAGAAGACAAACUAGUCCUGGGUUGUGAAGAUUCAUCAGUAAUUCUGUACGACGCCUACAACCAAGUGACUCUGUUAGCCCAAGCAAAACUAUUGCCUGUGUUAAUGACUUACCACCCUUCUGGAGCCAUAUUCGUGGUUGGCAGCUCUCAAGGGGAGCUGCAGCUUUUUGACACAGCACUGUCCCCAGUUAAAAUUCAGCUGCUGGCAGAAGAGUUUUCACCUGAGGCAACUUUGCAAUUCAGCAAACACUUUGACACGUCUAGCAGCCUUGUCCGGAUCCACUGGGCGGCUGCUGAAGGUGCAUCUCCCUCCACUGAUGGCACAGAUAUCCAUGAUCUUUUGUUGGUUAGAUUUGACAAAGGACCCUUAGGAGUACUUCGCUUUAAACUUGGUGUGAUCACAAGAGGACAGCUGGGCCUUGUAGAAAUCAUCCACCAAUACAUUUGUUAUGAUGAGAUACACGAGGCAAUUAAUGUCCUGAACACCAUGAACUGGAACACGAUGGGUCGUCAGUGUUACAUAUGCUUGAGUGCCAUUGUCAAUCACCUUCUUAAACAAAAGCUUACACCAGACAGAGAAGCACAGCUUGAGGCAAGCCUUGGAACCUUUUAUGCUCCAACAAGACCCCUCUUGGAUACAACCGUGCUAGAGUACAGGGACCCCAUCAGCAGAUACGCAAGAAGGUUCUUCCACCACCUGCUCAGGUAUCAGAGAUUUGAGAAAGCAUUUCUGCUAGCUGUUGACAUAGGUGCUCGGGACCUGUUUAUGGACAUCCAUUACCUUGCACUAGAUAAGGGUGAAUUGGCACUAGCUGAAGUGGCAAAGAAAAAGGCUAAUGACAUUGAUGCAGAAUCAAUAACUACUGGAAUUGGACUUCUGGGGCAGUCAGAAGAAGAAGACACGCCACGCAAAGCUUUUGUCGACCAGCCUCCAGCUCAUGGAGGCAAGCAUGAUGUGCCCGCUCCUGGCCCAUCCACCAGCCCGCCGGCACGGAGCUGCUCCCGCAGACCUGCUGGCAGCAGACAGUCAGAGGACAGGGACGGGAAGUCUGGAGCCGGUGACCAUGCCACCUCCCUGGUGGAGAAGCCCUUUCCUGGGAGCCAGGAAGGAAAUUUGAGAGCAGUUCCUACAGAGCAGCUUCCUGAAACUUCCAGAGCCUGCCCCUGCAAGCUGUCUGCCUGCAGGGCUCUCGCUGAAAUUGGUAGAAAUGCUGCCUAUACUGUGCUGCUAGGACAGGGCUUCGUCCGCAGCGCGGAGCUGAGCGCAGCGCGUGAAAGUCAAAAAUCAUGAUUAGCCAGUGGCUGCUGAAUGGGAUCUAAGAAAUGGCUCCUUGUCCCUGCUCCACGUUCAUCUUACAUGAGCUAGCUGGUGCUCAUAUUGGUUCUUUCAACAGCGAGCCCAUGGUAGAUAGGAGUGAAAUCCUACCCUGGGGUUUCAUGAUCACUUUAAGCUGAUUUAACUGCAAGGUGCUGCCAAAAAAAAAAAAAAAAAAAGGUGACCCAGCCCUUUCUCCCCCCCCCCCGCCCCGUCAGCCUCCAGCCUUAGGUCCUCCUCCUCCUCUCCUGCACUGCCGUGGGAGCUCGUGCACUGCAAGAAGCCCACCGGGGCAGGGAGGAAAGGACCCCAUGCAGGUAGGGAGACGGUGACCCCAGCCCCAAACCCUGCACUACGCCAUCUCCCCAGGGACCUGCCCUGGGCCAGUGCCCCGGGGGUUUGGUGUUGGUGCUUACAGAGCACAUACGUCGGGCUGGUGAGUCAGCAGCGUGCGGCACUGACGCACUCCUCCAGCCCUCGUUUACGGGGGAAAAAAGUAAAUAAAACACGAGCUGUGUCACGGCAGGACAAGUAAGGGUAGAAGGCUGCCUAUAUUGUAGCCACCUCUGUUGAAACUUUUAUUUUCGAGGCCAAAGCAUUCAAUGUUUGGCCACGGUACAAACAGAUCAUUAAAAAAAAAAAAAAAAAAAAA